Closterium sp. Naga37s-1 is the source of this 10764-nucleotide messenger RNA. The record is from the annotation of a GenBank genome assembly. NCBI's taxonomy places the organism in Eukaryota, Viridiplantae, Streptophyta, Zygnematophyceae, Desmidiales, Closteriaceae.
AUGCCCACAGUAGCAGAGGCGGGUGGCACUGUCGCACACAGCAUGGAAUGCGACACACGGGGUGAGGGGCGAGGGGGUGCCGGUGGCGGGUGUGCCAGUGGCGGGGGUGCCGAGACAGGCGGAGGGGGCCGCGCAGCAGGGCGCGCAGGUAGUGAGGAAGCGGGAGCAGCAGGAGCAGCAGCAGCAGCAGCAGCGGCAGCAUGUGGGGCAGCAGGCGAGCCGGUGGGUGUGCGGGUGCUGCGGCGUCUGUACCCCGGCAUAGCGCCCCUCGCCCAUGUGCUCCGCCUCCCACUGCUCGCCCAGGGGGGUGACGCACCCACACCCAAAGGUGGGGCAGCAAAACGCGGAGCACAAGGGCGAGAGGUGGAGGGGAGAGCAGGAGAAGCGUGCGGAGACGAAACGGAACGAAGAUGUGUAGAGGAGGAGUGCGAGGGCGAGUGUGAAUGCACGAGAGUCAAGCGAAAGCGGCAGGUGGACACAGACGGUGCCAGCAACAACAUUGCGCGAGGGAGAGAGGGGUGGGCGGCAGGAGGAGGGGCGGAGGAGGAGGAUGAGGCGGUGGAGAGUGUGGUGAGGGAGGCGCUGGCGUGGAUGCCUGAGGAGCACUGCACUGCACUCCAUGCACUGCUGCUGCAGGGGGGAGUUGGGGGGAGGGGGCAUGAGGAGGCAGGUGGUGGCGGCGAGGAUGGCGAGCAGGGAGGGCGUGGUGGCAUGAGGUGGACGCAAGAGGAGGUAGUGACACGCGUUGUGCUGCGGCACUUCAGGCGCUCUGCUGCCCUGCCUCAAGGCUCAGGCGGGCGAGGAUCAGCGGGCAUGGCAGCGAGGCAGGGCGCAAGGGCAGCUGGGAGGGGCCGUGCGGGUAUGCAAGGGCGGCGCCAUGGGGCGGCGGAUGAGCAUGAGCGUGCUAUCCAAGGAAACGUGCUGGCAGCGGGAUUCAGGCGGGCUAUGCCCUUCACGUCGCCGCAGAGUGAGCUGCAGUGGGCCACGGCGCCGCCAUGCCUGCCUGGCCUGCAGCGCAACCACAUUCCCAUCCACUCACUCUCGCCCAUGGCGGCAACGGCAAACAACACUCUCUCCCAUCCCUCCUCCUCCUCCUCCGCCCCCAACCCACCCAAGCCUGUUGCACUUGCCACCCUGCCAGCUGCUGCUGCGUCACCUGUGACCUCGCCUCUCCCGCACAACACGGCGUGGGCCGUUGUCACGUGGCCCCCUUGGCAGCACAUGCUAAACAAGGUGCUCACCCCGCCUGCUUCACAAGGUGCUCACCCCGCCUGCUUCACAAGGUGCUCACCCCGCCUGCUUCACAAGGUGCUCACCCCGCCUGCUUCACAAGGUGCUCACCCCGCCUGCUUCACAAGGUGCUCACCCCGCCUGCUUCACAAGGUGCUCACCCCGCCUGCUUCACAAGGUGCUCACCCCGCCUGCUUCACAAGGUGCUCACCCCGCCUGCUUCACAAGGUGCUCACCCCGCCUGCUUCACAAGGUGCUCACCCCGCCUGCUUCACAAGGUGCUCACCCCGCCUGCUUCACAAGGUGCUCACCCCGCCUGCUUCACAAGGUGCUCACCCCGCCUGCUUCACAAGGUGCUCACCCCGCCUGCUUCACAAGGUGCUCACCCCGCCUGCUUCACAAGGUGCUCACCCCGCCUGCUUCACAAGGUGCUCACCCCGCCUGCUUCACAUGCUCACCCCGCCUGCUUCACAAGCAAUGGUCCACCUUCUCUCGCAUGCAUCCAUCUUUGUGCCACUUGGAGCCUCCUCAUUCGUCCAAGUGGCAGGUCCGCCUGUCUCCAGCCAUGCACUGCAAACGCGCUGCUCCACCUUCGACCGCCUGCACCCUCCUGCAUCAUCCCAGUCCCGCCCUCCAUGCCGCUCCCCUGCUCGUGGCACCGUGCGCGCCGCCCAGCCGUCAGCAGCAUGCGUGCUCUCGCGCACGCGCCAUGUGGUGGCAUGCGGGGCAGGAGGCGCUGGUGGUGGUGGGGGCCUUCGUGGUAGUGCUGCGCUGGGCGUGGUGCAGCGCAGGGGGGGAGGCAGGAGGGAUGGUGGGAGGAGAACGGACGGCGGCAGGGGUGUGCAUGUGUGGAGUGCAGGCCGGGGCGAUAUGGCGACGGGAAGGGAGGUGGCGAGGAGUACAGGGGGAGGAGAGACGGAGAAAGGGUGUGGAGGGGAAGGAAGGAUGACGGUGGGGUCGUGGGCGGGGGCAGAUGGGUCAGAGGUGGCUGGUGCAGGGGGGGGUGAGCGAGACGCAGAUCAAGCAGAGGGCGGCGGUGACAGGGAGGGGCAGGUGGGAGAUGGUUUAGCAGACGGGGUUAACAUGGGUGGAGAGAAGAAGCGAAAGAGGGGAAAGAGGAACAGGGGCGGCCGGAAGGUGCAACGGAAUGCAGGGAGAGAAGCUGCUCGUGGCAGGGGACAAGGGUGGAAAGGCAAGGGCGAUAGGGAAGGAGGGAACGGGCAGCACAGGAGAGUGGGCGCUCUGGAGGGAGGUGUGGUGGAGGAGGAGGAGGUGGAGGAGGAGGAGGAGGAGGAGGAGGAUAAGCCGCAAGGGAAGGCAGUGCUAGGGAUAGGUGCGGUGCUUGAUUGCCCCAAGCACUGCCCUCUCCCUGCCGCCGCCUCUCCAGCCCCGCUUGCUGCUACCGCACCUGCACAGGCCACUGCUGGGGACGCUGCUGCUGCCAAAGCACCGUCCAGUGUUGCUGUCGGUUCAGGCAGUGCCCGUGAGGUGGUGGCAGGAUCAGAUGGUGUGGCUGUGCCGGCUGUGCCGGUGCCGGCUGUUGCUGCUGAGGCUGUAGCAGCAGCAGCAGAGUGUGGCGGUACGAGUGAAGCGCCUUGCAAUGGUGCUGUCUCCACCGGUGAUGAUGCCAGUGCACCUGCACAUGCUGUGCUGCCAGCGGCAGUGGACGUGAAUGGCCGCCCACCCGCCAUGCAUGCUCCUGCUGCACCUGUGCACGCCACACCCAGAGCGCCACCUACACCUGAUGCACAUGCUCAUGCUCAUGCACCUGCGGCUGCGCCUGGUUGGGCGGUGGAAGGUGAAGCUGCUGCCAUGCCCACUGCGGAUGCUGCUACGGCAGCAGCUUCGGCCUUUGUCGCUGGUCUGCCCUCGCUCUUACGCGAGCACGCACCUGUUGGGGCGCUAGGUUUAGGCGGCAGGAGAAGAGCAGGGUGUGGGAGUGGGAGUGCGGCAGGGCAGAGCAUGGGGAGCCUGAGGGAGGUGCCUGUGGAGGUGCUAGUGCAGGCCACGAGCAGCCAGCAGCAGGUAGCUAACUUCACGUGGGCCGUGAUCCGUAGCAUCGUGCCUCUCCAUCUGCUGCCCCGCGGCCGAGACGAGGAGAACGCAGCAGUGUUGAAGUUGAAGGGGAGAGGGGGAACAGCAGAGGUGGGAAGGGGGGGAGAAGUGGAGGCGGGAGGGAAAAGAAGGGUAGCCGCGCUCGCCGCCGGAGCAGUUGCAGCAAGGAGGCAAGGCGGACGAGGGGUGGGCGGGCAAGCUGCCUCUAAGGCUGCACAGAAGCUACAGCAUAGCAAGGGUGGGAGAAAGGGAAACAUGCGGCGGAUGAGGCAGCUGAUAGGCCGCUUUGUUGGGCUGCACAGGUUCGACCAGUUCCCCCUGCACGCCGCCAUGCACCGCCUGCCCACUGCCUGCCUCCCCUGGUCCCCUGCAGCAAUAACCAAGGGCCGUGGGAGAGGGGGUGGUGAGAGAGAGGGUCAGCGGAGAGAAGAAGCACAGGGAGGGAGUGGAAGGAGCAAGAGGGAGGAAGAAGAGGGGAGUGGUGGAAAGCAAGGAAGUUGUGGGAUGGAUGCCGAGGAAGAGCAAGGAGUGUCGAACGAGGAGGAGACUGGCAGAGAUGAAGAGGAGAAGAGGAGGCGGGAAGAGGACGAGCAGGCAGGGCAGCCAGAGCAACUGAAGCAGGUGCAGUCAGUCGGUGAGGGGCAGCAGCAGGAGCAGGGCGGUGGUGGGAGGGUGGCAGCACGGCAUGCAGUGCAGGCACAGCAGGUGCUGAGCUGCAUGUGGGUGCAGUGGGUGCUGGCGGAGCUGGUCAUUCCCGUGCUGAGGAGCCACUUCUACAUCACGGAGAGUGAGGUGCAGCGCCACACCGUGUGCUUCUACCGCAAGCCCGUGUGGGCCCGCAUCAGGUACCUUGCACUGCAGCGCCUUGCCUCCUCCUCCACCUUCCACAAGCUCACACCUGCUGCUGCCAGGCGCCUCCUCCUCCCCCCCGCUCGCACCACCACCCCCUGCCACCGCACUGCUGCAGCCAGCCAAGGCAGCAGCUUCAAGGGCGGAGAGGCAGGGGGCGGCGGAGGGGAGGGGCGGGCGCUGGGUGUAGCGCGCGUGCGGUUUGUGCCCAAAGCGCAGUCAGUGCGUCCCAUUGUGAACCUCGGCGCCAGCAGCCACGUGUCCCUCGCCACCAGAGGAAACCGGCAGCGCAAGAAAGCGAGAGCAGGGGGACGGGAUGGGAAGGGCGCAGGUGCAUGGGAAGUAGAAGAGGGUGGGGAGGAGGUGGGGGGGAUGCAAGGGAGAGCAGAGCUGGAUGCUCAAUUCCGCUCCGCCUUUGGAGUGUUCGCUGUGCCAGGAGGGGGGGGCGAAAGAGAAGGCGGUGGGGGUAGCGUGGGGCAGGAGAGUGAGGAAAGUGGGGAUAAGGGGUGUGGGGAAGGUGGGGAUAAGGGGAGUGGGCAAGGUGAGAAUAAGGGGAGUGGGGAAGGUGGGGAUAGGGAGGGCGACGAAGAGGAUGAGGGGCAUGCGGUGGGACUUGCAGGGGCGGCAGUGGGUGCCAUGAGCAGUGGGGGCUCAACGAGGGGGGCGGUGAACGCAGGCACACAGCAGCCUAGUUGUGCUGGGCACGUGCCAGCUGCUGCUGCUGCUGCUGCUGCUGCUGCACCUGUUGCCCCUGCUGCUCCUGCUCCUGCUCCUGCUCCUGCUCCUGCUCCUGCUCCUGCUCCUGCUGCUGCUUUUGCUGCUGCUCCUGCUGCUGCUGCUGCUGCUCCUGCUGCUGCUCCUGCUGCUGCUUUUUCUGCUGCUCCUGCUGCUGCUCCUGCUGCUGCUGCUGCUCCUGCUGCUGCUCCUGCUGCUGCUGCUGCUGCUCCUGCUGCUCCUCCUCCUGCUGCUGCUGCUGCUACUGCUGCUCCUGCUGCUCCUGCUCCUGCUCCUGCUCCUGCUGCUGCUGCUGCUGCUGCUGCGGCCAUUCCCUUGGAAGGCAGGGAGAACGAGAUCGCUUGUGCCACUGAUUCCUGUGGCUCCUCAGCUGCUCCACCUGCUGCUGCUGCUCUUUCUGGUGACCCGGAGAUGAAGAGCACUGGGGAGGUGAAGAAGGACAGUGGUGUUAAGGGACCAGACAACUCAGAGGCAGAUGAGUCCUCUCAAGAAAGCAGGUGUGCCGUGGGGGAGAUGGCCGAAGCACCUCAGUGCUCGUGCCGGGCCAUUCAGCCGCAGAAUGGGAACCAGAUGAACAGCGAGCAGCAGAAGAAUGAGGGUCAUGAGCAGAAUGCAUCGGUUCGGCCUGAAGAGCAAGACCGAAGCCCCGGCCCCGGCGUUGCGCAAGCGCAAGGGGGUGGAUGGGAGACUGCUCUGCCUCCGCCCGCGCCCUGCCUGCACUGCUUCACUAUGCGCCCCACUGGCCCGCGUGUAGCAGCCCAUUUCUGGGAACUCUCCCGCAAGAGCAAGCCAGAGGGGGAACGACUGAGAGGUGGCUGGAAGAGAAGAGGUGGGGAAGGAGACAGGGAGCAGAGAGAACCAAAUCACGUGGUUGCUGCUGCUGCUGCUGCUGCUGCUGCUGCUGCUGCUGCUGCUGCUGCUGCUGCUGCUGCUGGUGUUUCUGCUCCUGCCAAUACUGCUCCGGAUGUUGCAGGUGCCAUUGGAACUACCAAUGCUGCUGCUGGCCGUGCUGAUGCCACAACAACCAGGGAAGCAACCGCAGCCCCCUCGCAAUCGCACGCGGCCGCACAGCAACACACACAGCAGCUGCUGCAGCGGUUCUCCACGUCCUUCCCAGGCCUUCUGUCGGAGGUGCCUCGCAGUGUGCCCGGGGUCCCUCGAAUCUUCCUUGAGGCACUGCGGAGGCGCAAUGAGCUCGUGGUGGGGGCGUGUGAGGCCAUAGGGAGGCGGCAGUCACAGGCCAGCGUUGCCACGCACCCUCCAGCAGGCGGAAACUGCAUGCCUGCAGAGGCUACAGCAGCCAUGGGCCCUCUAGAGCAGGGCAAGGCAGCAGACGGCGAGGCAGAAGGGGAGGAUUCAGAAUCAGAGGGUUUUUUCGGGUCCGUGCUGAGAACCGUUCGGCAGGAGAACAGACUCGCUGCCGCUGCUGCCAAGGCCUUGAGGGCCCGUGCACGGCCAGCUGCCCAGGUGCCUCCACAGCAGAGGGACCCCCGCAGAGCAGCCCCAGGGGGUGAUGAAGAGGAGCAGACUGGGCAGGUGGCUGUGGGCGGUGGCGCUGCAGGCGGUGGUGCUGUGGGCGGUGGUGCUGGCGGGCCUGGGAGGUCUGGGUUGCGACGGCGCGAGAAGAGGAAAGUUGUCGAGGAUGAGUGUGGGCCGCGGGGUGAGCGCGUGGGGAGAAGGGUGGUAGGAGCGAGUGAGGGAGAGAGAAAGAGAGGGAGAGAGGGGCAAGUUGCUCAAGAUGUGUGUGACGCUGUGGAAGGUGGUAGAGAGGGGGGAGGACGGAGAGGUGGCUUGAAGAGAAGAGGUGGGGAAGGAGACAGGGAGCAGAGAGAACCAAAUCACGUGGUUGCUGCUGCUCCUGCUGCUGCUGCUGCUGCUGCUGCUGCUGCUGUUUCCUCACCAGCAAGUAGCAGUACUGCUCCUCCUGCCAAUACUGCUCCGAACGUUGCAGGUGCCAUUGGAACAACCAAUGCUGCUGCUGGCCGUGCUGAUGCUACAACAACCAGGGAAGAAACCGCAGCCCCCUCACAAUCGCACGUGCCCCCUCAGCAGCACACGCAGCAGAUGCUCCAGCAGCUCUCCACGUCCUUCCCAGGCCUUCUGUCGGAGGUGCCUCGCAGUGUGCCCGGGGUUCCAAGGAUCUUCCUCGAGGCACUGCGGAGGCGCAAUGAGCUCGUGGUGGGUGCGUGUGAGGCCAUAGGGAGGCGACAGUCACAGCCCAGCCGUGCCACGCACCCUCGAGCAGACGCGGAGGCAGCAGAGGAAUCGGAAUCAGAAUCAGAGGGCUUUUUUGGGUCCGUGCUGAGAACGGUUCGGCAGGAGAACAGACUCGCUGCCGCUGCUGCCAAGGCUUCAAGGGCCUGUGCAAGGCUGGCUGCCCAGGUGCCCCAACAGCACCGGGACCCCCGCAGAGCACCCCCAGGGGUUGAUGAAGAGGAGCAGGUUGGGCAGGUGGCUGUGGGCGGUGGUGCUGUGGGUGGCACAGGCACCCCAUGUGCCACUCAGCAGCACGUGCCGGCCAUCAUCUCAGGAGCUGCCCGCACCCGGCCGUACAACUUCAAGCCGAGGCCAUUCGUCCGGAUAUCUCCUCUUGGACGCAGCACUGGCACGCCUCUAGCUCCUCGUACUGCAGCAACUUCUCCUGCCAGCCCUGCUGACACUCACACCCCAGGGGCUGCUGCUGCUGCUGCUGCCGUGUGCGCGCCUCCUCCUCCUCCUGCGCUGCCGGAUCGCCCGCUUCACUGCCCUCCUCUGCCCCCUUCUCGCAUCCCCCGGCCCGUAUCGGCUGCCCUUCCUGACUCCUGCACGCCUAUUCCUGAUCCCAAGCAGCCCACACUGACAAGUCAUCGGCAGGCGGCGGCGCAGCAGGUUGGGAAGGCAGGGGAGCAGGAGGAGGAUAUUUUUGGGGCUCCUAAAAAAACGAAGGCGGGGGAGCAGGAGGACGGCAAGCGGAGACCGGUGCAGGCAAUGAGGAGGCGGCAGAUAGUGCGGUUUGGGCCGAUCAACAGUGGUUUGAGGAGCAUCCACUCGUGCCUGCAGGCGGAGAGCAGGCGUGGGUGGCAUGGCAAGGGGGGGCACCAUGACAGGGCUGCCCAGGCUGCUGCAUGCUGCCAUGGCGCUGAGGCAUGUGGUGGUGGUGGUGGUGGUGGUGAUGUCAUGGCAUGUGAGGGGCUUGUGGGUGGAGUGGUUCCAGGCGAAGGUGGUGGUGGUGGUGCCACUGCCACUGCCAGUCAGUAUGACAGGGCGGUGCAGAGGAGUGGGGAUGGGGCGAGGGAUGAGCAGAGGAGUCAAGCACAGGGGGGGGAUGAGCAGUGCGGUGGGGAAGGAGAAGAGCAAGAGGAGCUGCGGAGAGGGGAGGGAGAGGAUAGUAGCAGGGAGGAGGGGAGCAGAAAGAGGAGGAAGGAGAGUGGGCGCGGGGGCAAAGGAAAGAGGAUCCGCGGCAGUGGCGAGGAGGAUGGUGCUGCGAGUGGUACGGGGAUAGGGAGGAACACUGAAGGGGUGGUGGUGAGUGAAGGGAAGGAGGAGGGUAAGGAGGGUAGGAGCAGCGAGGAGGACAAUCACCUUGGGGUCGAGGGGAGAGCAAUGGGGGGUGCGGAAGAAAAGCUGGGAAGUGGGGUGCGAGGGUGCGUAGGGGAGGCGAGGCAGUGCAGGGAGGGCAGGCUGGGAGCGUCUGUGUUUGGAUACAGUGAUGCGUAUGGGCGCUACCGUGCCUAUGUCCUUCGCUUGAGAGCCCGCCUGCCUGCCAUGCCCUGCCCCACCGCGCCCCACACUGCCUGCUGCGCCCCGGAGCAGCGACAGGGGGAGGGGCAGGCGGGGACGUGCGAGGGGAAGCAGCAGGAGGAAUUGUUCAAUCAGCAGCAGUGUGACUGGUGGCGUGGGGGAGUGACACGUGUACCCCCUGUGUUCAUGGCAGUGUGUGAUGUGGCGCAAGCGUAUGACACGAUUCCGCACGCCAAGCUCUUGGACGUCAUGCAGGAGUUUGUUGAAACGCCAGCCUACAUUGCGGGCCAAUCAGGGGCUUGCAUUGUGGAGGAUAAGGGCCUCACUUCCCUGUGGCAUCGCGACCACAUUCUGCAGCUGCUGCGGCGCCACAUCAGCUGCCAUGUCAUCCGGGCCGGGCGGCAGUUCUUUUUGCAGCGAACGGGAAUCCCCCAGGGCUCUGUGCUGUCUGCGCUGCUGUGCUCCCUCUUCUACGCUCACCUGGACCGGCACGUGCUCCUCCCCACUCUCACACCACUUGCCCUGGGCGCUCCUUUGCCACCAGAGGGUGGGGGAGAGGGCAGGGGUGCAGGGCAGGGCGGGGUUGAGUGGGGGGAACACAGGGGGGACGGGGGCGAGGAGGGGGCGGGUGAAGGAGAGUGUGAGAGGUGCAAGGGGAGGGAGAAGAGAGGGGGAUCAGUGAGGGUGAGGGAAGGGAUGGUUGGAGCAGAGGAGAAGGCAGGAGAGGCUUGUGGGAGUGAUGCCAAGCUGAUGCAUCCACACAGAAAUAGCAAUACCCAGCAGCUGCAACGCGAGCAGCAGCAGCAGCAGCAGCAGCAGCAGGGUAACUGCCAUGAAUCGGCACAAGACUCACCUCCCCCUCCCCCUCCCCCUCCCCCUCCCCUUGGCGGCCAAUCGCUGCUGCUUCGGCUCAUCGAUGACUCACUCUUCAUCUCCACAUCGCAGCCCCAUGUCGCUGCUUUUGUGGCCGCCAUGCACACCGGCUUCCAGGAGUAUGGCUGCCGGGCCAACCAGAGCAAGACAGCUGUCAGCUUCCCACUGGUGCUGGGGAAGGGAAACAGGGAGACAGGUGGCAGUGUGGCCGGUGGGGAGAUGGAUGGGUGUGGACGGAAGGAAGGUGAGAGGGUGGCGAGGGAUGGAGGAAUGCGGGUGGAGGAAGGCAGUGCAGGCAUGGAGCAGCAGGGCGGGGAAGGAGCAGAGGCAAUGGACGUGGGGGGGGAGAAGAUGAUGGGGAAUGGAGAGGAGAGAGAGGCAGCGAAAUGCCAGGGCGGCGAGCGGACAUUUCAGGAGAGGGUGUAUGAGGAGGAGGUGGGGGAUGGUGGGGAGAUGGCGCAGGGCUGGGAGGCGAAGCGGCGGUUCAUGCGGUGGGCAGGGCUGCUGGUGAACUGCAGUACGCUGGAGGUGCAGGCAGACUACACCAGGUACUGGGGCACGGACAUGGCCACAGCAGUGACAGUAAGUUUCUGUGACCCCCCUGCAAUAGCGAUACCCACGAAGCUGCGGCAGUUCCUGCGCCCCAAGUGCAGUGCACUGCUGCUGGACACUGCAAUCAACAGCCCCCCCACGCUGCUCGUCAAUGCGUACCAGGCGCUGCGCCUCGCCGCCAUCAAGCUCACCGCCUACUGCCGUGCCCGCCGCCUCUCCCCCGCUGCUGCCUGCACGCCACGCUCUCGCUGCGUGCCUCGCACGACUCGUGAUCGUACCACGCACAGCAUGGGGAAGAGCAAGGCUGGGGAGGAGAAGCCAUGGAAGCGAACGAGGGGCGGAGCGUCUCUUUCUGUACGCGCUCCAUGUGUCUGCCAUGUUCAGGCCCAGUUCUUCACCCUUUUCUUUCCCAUCCCUUCCACUCUCUCGUUCUCCUCUCCCCCACUCCUCCCCCUCGCCCUUGCUGCCUGCAGCUACUAUGCAAGGCUCAUUCGAUCGCGGCUGGAAGCCGCAUCCAAGGAAGUGGGAGAACCCAUCCCAUGCAUAUUCACCGCUGACAUUGUCACCUUCUUGGGCCUCUCCGCGUUCACCACGGUUCUCAAUGCAAAGCGCGGUGUAUGGAAGGGCGUUGUUGUGAGGCUGCAAGAACGGCUGCGGUGCAGGGCGAUGGCAGCAGUUGGGGAUGACCCCGUGGUCAAGCAGGCCUUGCAUCCCAGCAGACACUCUGUCUUUGAACGAAUCCUCUUCUGA